Larimichthys crocea (large yellow croaker) is the source of this 3333-nucleotide messenger RNA. Its product is annotated as CD166 antigen homolog A-like. The coding region runs from base 212 to 1921 and encodes 569 amino acids. Gene Ontology annotation, cellular component: plasma membrane. The transcript has 16 exons. NCBI's taxonomy places the organism in Eukaryota, Metazoa, Chordata, Actinopteri, Sciaenidae. The record is from RefSeq and is a predicted model, not a curated record. Gene Ontology annotation, biological process: cell adhesion.
CUGGGUGUCCCUCACAAUUACCUGUUCUGCCAGAACUGAUGUGAGCGCGUGUUGGAAAGCACAUUUGCAACGUUAGGAGAGGAACAGGAGCUCGCGGAAGGACCGUUUGAAUUGAACCCACCUCUAACCCUCCUCCAGACACUCACAAAACACCAAAAAAACCUCAGAAACAAACUGAGCCGCCUGCAGAGGAUCUGAGAGACUCGCAAGGAUGCACUUGUUGUCCGCCAGCUGCGUGUGCGCCCUCCUCAUCACCGCGCUCCUUCGCCAAGUCAGCGGUUUGGAGACUGUUAUCGGCCUGUAUGGGGAAACACUCGAGAUCCCGUGCAACAAAGGAGCCAUAAACGCAAAAGAAGUAAUGAUGACCAAAUGGAAAUAUGACAAAGGAGAGGGACUUUCAGGAGACCUUCUGGUCAGGCAGCUCAACCAGAAUGUUGCAAUCAUCGCCACUGACGACUACAAGAGCCGCGUGAGCAUGGCUGAAAACUCCAGCCUGCUGCUUACUGAGGCCAAGCUCACUGACCAGCGAACUUUCACCUGCAUGGUGGUGGCUGGUGCAGACAUCCCAGAAUACCCAGUUAAUGUGGUGAUCUACAAGACGCCAACAGACCUGACGAUUACAGACAAAGCGGUGGAACUGGAGAUUGGCAAGCGCACAAAGUUAGGAAAAUGUGUCGCACAAGACGCCAGCCCAGCUGCAAAUAUCACAUGGCUGAAGAACAAUGUGCCUCUGGUUGCUGAUGGGAAAGGGAUUUCCAUCGAAGCCUCUGUGCAGGUAGACCCUGUUACCGGCCUCUCGACCACUUCCUCUGUGCUAGAGUACUCAGCCGAGAAGGAAGACACGGACGCCGAGUUCGCCUGCAGCACUCAGCACACUCUGGGUGCAGAGCUGAUGUCCUCUCCAGUGAUCUUCACCAUCACCUACUCCACAGAGAACAUCGUCCUCCAGGUCAUUGCUCAGGAACCUCUAGAAGAAGGAGACAAUGUGACUCUGAAGUGUGUGGCCGACGGUAACCCAGCUCCGACCAGUUUUAACUUCCACAUUAAGGGAGAGGUGGUCCAAGUGGAAGAUGGAGAUACGUACACCAUCACUAAUGUCUCACGGAAUACCUCUGGUGAAUACAAAUGCUCUCUGAUUGAUGACCCAACACUGGAAGCUUCUGAGAAGCUCACCGUUAAAUACCUAGACAUCAAUUUAAGCCCCUCUGGAAAUAUCGUCAAGAGUGCGGGUGAGACCUUUGAUCUGACUUUAGAGAUUGAAGCUUCCGGAGAAUCUAAGGUCUCGUGGACAAAGGACAAUGUUAAACUGGACAAAGAGCCCAAGUUUACCAAGGUGACUUACUCAGACUCUGGGCGGUACGAGUGCGAGGUGAAGGUGGGCCCCCUUAUCCGAAAAGCGUCAUUUGAGCUGGUUGUUGAAGGUGCUCCAGUUAUCAGACAGCUGUCCAAACAGCGCGGUGAAGACGGCAGACAUAAAGUCUUGAUUUGCGAGGCUGAAGGUUCUCCAAAACCAUCUGUUUCCUGGAGCAUCAAUGGCACCUCGCUCGACGAGAGUCCUUUUGUCAACGGAAAGAUAACACACAGGAUCACAGUCGUGCCUACCGCAAAUCUGACUGUCUCUUGUACGGUGUCCAAUGACUUUGGCGUAGACACUCGAACUAUAAAUGUGUCAUCCUUAUUUAUGGAUGUGAGAAUGGAUAAACAAGACCAAGCAGAUGAUAGUGACCAAACCAAGGUGGUGGUCGGAGUUGUAGUGGGUCUUCUCGUCGCAACUCUGGUUAUCGGCCUGGCAUACUUUCUCUACAUGAAGAAAUCCAAGCAAGGAAGCUGGAAGACUGGUGAAAAGGAGAACGGGUCUUCUGAGGAGGAGAAGAAACUGGAGGAGAAAGUGGAGGAGAACAGCCAAAAAGCUGAGGUGUAAAGAAACUGCAACCAUCCUUUGGGAAUGUGAAAGUGAGAACAUGGAACUUUUGCACAUUUCUCUUCACCUCUGUCUUUGGAAGAAAAAAAAUAAGAAAACGAGUGUAAAUUUGGAAUGAAGACAGUUUUGGUUUUGUCAGGAUUUGGUUUCAGGGAGAAUUUUACUAAAAAGCAUAUCCAAACAACCCCCUCCGAGCCCCUCGAUCCUUCACCCCCCUCCAUUCCUUGAAAAAAAAAAAAGAAUGGCUACUGUAUGUGAUAUACAUAACUUGUCUGCACUACUGAUACAUGUGUAAACUUGUGUACUAUUAGGAUUCAUGUUUGUUAGAAUGGAAUAUGGGAAGCUGAGAAAAUGCAGAUCUUUUUUUUUUUUUUUUUUCUUUGUUGAUGCAAGUAAAAUUACUACUAGACCAGUUGCCUUUGCUGUAAGGAUGUGUAGGCCUGCAUUAGACUUGUUUGACCCCCCUCGGGGAUGUAGCAGGAACCGAGGGACGUCACCGCCAUCGCUUCUUAGUUUCAUUUCAUCACAGUCAAAACCUCUGCCUUCGACAUCAGUGUACGAAAUCAGUUUAUUUGUGCAUUCAUUUCAGUUUGUUCAUUCAGGGGUAAAAUGAUGAGAUGAACGUCCUGAAAGGGCUAUGGGUAUAUUGUUAUACUCGGCAUUAGUUAUAGAUGGUAAUAUGAUUUACAUGUUGCAUUGCAGGAAGUAGAUGAUGUGCCACAGAGUUCUUUGGUGUUACAUGAUUUUGCUUUGUUCUUUGAUUGUCUGUACCUCUUUGCAAAGUCAACAAGGAGAGAAAGUGACAGAAACUCAGUUCAUAUUGCUUGUAUCUUUUUUCAAAUGGACUGUACAUUCAACAUAACCACUGUAUAACACGAGCAGGUAGAUUAUUGAGAGAAUGUAUAGCAUAGCUUAACUCAUUUUACUCUCGUUAGCUUGGCCACACCAAUUGUUAUACUUACAUAAGACCGUUGAUUGUUCUCUUGCUUUCCUCGAGAAAACAUCCUUGAGCCUGGAUUUCUUUUUCUUAAUCUGUCAAGUCUGUAAAUGAGUUUUCAAUUUGUGCCCUCCAUCAGUGUUGAGGUAUGAUUGUUUAUUGUGCAGCUAUGGCAUAAUUUUGUAACCGAGUGCACAGAAAGGACACGACGUCUGUGUCAAAGUAGCCGUUAUGAUAUGUUUACCUUCUUUUGAAAAUCUACCUGUGAUUGCUUCAGUUCGUGACGUGCACCAGAGUUCAUGUUUUCAUGUCAGAUUUGUGUAGAAUACGAUGCCGCAGCUGUACAUGUCACAAUUUUGGUCCUUCAAAAGCAUUUACUAAAUUUGAAAAUGUAUCAAAAACCAGGGUGUAAUUGUGAAGUAUGUGGUUUUCUUUUUCUUUUUGCUAUUUAUAUUGUUCAAGAUAAAAAUAACCA